Messenger RNA from Histoplasma capsulatum G186AR, 1002 nucleotides. RefSeq lists its product as uncharacterized. The transcript is spliced from 2 exons. NCBI's taxonomy places the organism in Eukaryota, Fungi, Ascomycota, Eurotiomycetes, Onygenales, Ajellomycetaceae. The coding region runs from base 1 to 1002 and encodes 333 amino acids. The record is from RefSeq and is a predicted model, not a curated record.
AUGUCUGCGGGUGCAGUUUUAUCACAACUUGAAGCAUUAGUAGCCCGGACGGAAUUGACAGCGUCAAAACUUGCCGCUAAGAAGAUUCGGCCAACGAGGGAUCAAUUAGAUGACUUUCAAAAACUGAGCGACAGUUUUAAGGCGGCCUUUGCGACUGUUGAUGCGGAGGUCGAAAAACUAUUGCUUGCAGGACAGCCAACCGACGAAGAUAUCAAUCUGAUGAAUCAAAUUCGAUCUACGAAGGCUCAUCGGUCAAUAACGACACCCACCUUGACGAUUUUUAGAAGGAACCUUGUGCUUAUUUUCACCGGCCCCAAUGACUCUAGUUUGGAUUCCCUACAAGUCAAAGCAAGGAAGAAACACACUCGGGCAAGAUGUGAGGCACUCAGAGGCCAAAGCCCCCAUGUUAUUCUAAUGUGGGCACUGGCACUCCCGCCGUCAACUUGGAAAACGUCUGGAGGAAUGACAGAUAGUACUUUCAAUUUUCUCAUUGAGGGAAUAAAGAUGGAACGAAUAAAUCAACUGGCGCCCGAGAUACUCCCAAGUGUGCAAUCCCUGGGAAAAGAAGAACCUUUGAAUAAGUGUGACACCUUUCAAGCAUUCACGUCAAUACUUCCUGGUGACCAGGCGGGACCUUCCGACGUUUUGCGCCUUUCCCAACGUAAACGACGGCGGAUAAGGGAAAAUCCAACAACCCCAGACAGAGGUUCCCAAAUUCCGGUAGUAGGCACAGAGCAACAGGUCCAAGAAAUUGACUACAGGUGUUCGGGAGUAGAUAUCAGAAUGCUGCGACUCUUAGGUGACCGGGUCUAUGAUGCAGUUGAAAGCAGCGUACAAUGGGAGUGGGAACGCACUAUUGGGGGAACAAAAACAGAGGAAACAACAGAUUGCGUGAAUGCCCUGGUUCCCAAGAAUCGAGGCCAUGAUAUCUCCAUCACUCUGUCGGUUGGUCAUGAAAAUGGCCUAAAGCUGAUCGAGGAUCUGGGAGCUAUCCGCGUAUGA